Entelurus aequoreus (snake pipefish) is the source of this 2513-nucleotide messenger RNA. RefSeq names its product ciliated left-right organizer metallopeptidase. The coding region runs from base 467 to 2347 and encodes 626 amino acids. Gene Ontology annotation, molecular function: metalloendopeptidase activity. The transcript has 13 exons. The record is from RefSeq and is a predicted model, not a curated record. Gene Ontology annotation, biological process: cell adhesion; proteolysis. Gene Ontology annotation, cellular component: membrane; cytoplasm. Lineage: Eukaryota; Metazoa; Chordata; Actinopteri; Syngnathiformes; Syngnathidae.
AAUCAGGUUUCCGGCGUCUUGGCAAGCUUUUAAACGGACUCCAUCAGCCUGUCUGGUAAUGCUUUAUUAAUUCCUUUUGACCUGGUUAAUUGUGACGUGUUGACACCGUUUUGACAAGCCUGCUGUAUCUAUGCUGUAAAAAAUGUAAACUAGAUUUAAGGGACGGCGUGGCGAAGUUGAUAGAGUGGCUGUGCCAGCAAUCGGAGUGUUGCUGGUUACUGGGGUUCAAUUCCCACCUUCUACCUUCCUAGUCACGUCCGUUGUGUCCUUGGGCAAGACACUUCACCCUUUGCCUCUGAUGGCUGCUGGUUAGCGCCUUGCAUGGCAGCUCCCACCAUCAGUGUGUGAAUGUGUGUGUGAAUGGGUAAAUGUGGAAAUACUGUCAAAGCAUUUUGAGUACCUUGAAGGUAGAAAAGCGCUGUACAAGUAUAACCCAUUAUUUACUGUAUUCUGUGAACAGGUCUUCAUGGCUCCUUCCCAAGCUGUGUGCGUGUGUCUGCUACUGUUGACUGAGCUCCCGGCUUCCUGCCAUAAGUGCAUCUUUGACCAAGUCCAAGCUCGAGUCCGAGUUGUCCGAAGCACACUGAGUCCCCCAGUUGGACCCCCUGGCCGCACAAGAACCCUGCAAAACCCAACAGGACAGGACGAUCCGACAUUCUUUACCUCACCUCAGCCAAUCAGAAUCCAGAGCUGGCUUUCCAGGGAGAGCGAUCACUUGUCAGAGUUGGAGAAAGGACGAAUGAUGGCGACGGUGGACGAGGCUGUGAGGACGAUGACCUCUUUGCUGUCAGUGCAGCGAGCAUCUACGCCGCUGCUUCUGAGGAGGGACGUCACCAAAUACUGCAAGUUUCUUUGGAAGAAUUCAAGCACUAUUAACUACAACAGGUGUGGCAGGGCCAACGGCAAGUACAGGACCGAGACGUGUCUGCAUGUGACGAUCCCAGAUGAGCACCUGGCCGGGUGUGAAGUUCUCCCUGAGGCUGAUUCCACUCGUCGGAUCGUUCUGCGACCACACGGCACUGGCUUACCCAAUGUGGACUUCCUGCUUUAUCUCCACAUUCAAGCCGCUGACAAGUGCAGAGCGGAGCCUAGCCUGUUGGCCUACGCUGCCCACUGCCAGGUGGACACUCGUGGGCGACCUUUGGCUGGCGUGGUGGUCAUCUGCCGGGAUCGACUGACAACACUUACUGUACCGACUGUUCUCCAUGAGCUGUUUCAUGCCCUCGGCUUCUCCAAGGAUCUCUUCCACACAUGGACAGACUGUUCCUCCCAGCAAGUGGGUGCCGACUGUUCUCCUCGGGGCAAAGUGACUCACAGUGAUGGAUCAGGCCAGAUGAGAAUCUACACCCCUUCUGUUAUCUCAGCCUUGCAGAUCCACCUGGGAGCUGUUGAUCCUGAGCUGGGAGGGCCGCUUGAGAACUUUGAUGUACCUGCAGGCGGCGUAUCCUCUCACUGGGAGGCCCGAGUUCUGCAGGGGUCCAUCAUGUUGGCGGUGCGAGACCGUUCUAGCACAGUGCACAUCGACCCAGUCACCUUGGCUGCUUUUCAGGACACCGGCUGGUACACUGUCAACAUGAGCAAGGCUCAAAGUCUGGUCUGGGGACAAGGUGGAGGUGCCAUGUUUGGUUCCAUAUCCACCUGUCUGGAAAACAGCUCAUCUUUUUUCUGCACUGGCAGUGGACUAGGCUGCCAUUACUUACAUCUCCACAAGGGAGAGUGCCAGACCGAUCCUCUCCUGGAUGGAUGUCGGGUCUACAAAGAGCUCAAAAAUGGAAGCGAAUGCUGGAGCCAAGAAAACGAGAAGAAAUCACCAGAAGAGAUCUUUGGCUUGGACAGUCGAUGUUUCUUCUCCAGUCUCACUCCGCAUUUAAGUACCAAGGAUGCAAAGAGUAAAAGUUGUGAACCUAUUCUACGUCCUCUUUCUCAGAACCAGAGUCAGCUACUUGUGUCGGGACGCUGUUACAGACACCGGUGCACUGCUCCAAACAGCUACCAGAUCCAGGUGCAGGACUCGGACUGGCUAGACUGUCCAGCAGGGGGCAGCAUUCAUAUGAGAGGCUAUCAGGGUUCAGUUUUUUGCCCUGACAGGAGGUUGUGUCUGUAUUCAGAUGUCGCUCCACCCUCUCAGGCUGAGAACAUUCCAGUUUUCAUCACAAGGGGUCAAACCAGUGAUCUGGAUGAUGUUUCAGUCCAAGAUGACCCUUGGUCAGCCCACUUCCCUGCUGCUGCGACAACACUUUGCUGCCUUUCAGCGACAGCAUGUCUGCUGGGGGUCCUCAAGCUGGCGUACUGGAGAUGUUACACCCGCUGUUGGGCUAGGAUCCAUGCAGCCUCAGGCGACGUUUAGUCACAGAACACUACCUCUUUGCUCUUUGAUUAUCAUUAAAUCUACCAAAGAAGCAUCCAGAAUAUUUUACAAACAUUUUGGUUAUCUUUGGAAAAUACGGGCUUUUAUAUUCUCAUUUUUUCAGAGAAUAACAACAAAAAUUUUAAUGUUUGUACAUAUAUAAAUG